Anopheles coustani is the source of this 1102-nucleotide messenger RNA. Its product is annotated as PXMP2/4 family protein 3. Gene Ontology annotation, cellular component: membrane; cytoplasm. The coding region runs from base 228 to 812 and encodes 194 amino acids. The record is from RefSeq and is a predicted model, not a curated record. Lineage: Eukaryota; Metazoa; Arthropoda; Insecta; Diptera; Culicidae. The transcript has 4 exons.
UCUAGAACGAAGUUCACUUCCCCAAAGUGCGACUGUUUGGAAUAGGAAUAAUUGACUGUUCAUAUAGCCUUAAUAAUUUUAAUUCAAAAGCAUUCCUUACAGUACACCGUGUUUGUUAGAAAUCUUGUGUUAUUCUAUAAGUGAAGCAUAACUCCAGACUAGUGUGACCUCUUUUCCCUUUCUGGUAAGGACCUUUGGACUGACAUACUAAACACAGAUCUUUCAGGAUGUCUCUUUCUAAGCCGAUCUACAAUUUACUCGGUUCCUACCUGGAACAACUCUUUGAGCAUCCCCUUCGUACCAAGGCGAUAACGAGCUGUGUCAUCGCAUCGUCGGCAAACGCUGUCUCCCAGAAGCUAGGUGGUGUGAAGCAGCUCAACACGGAUUCGGUACUGGCGUACGGUUUGUUCGGCCUGAUCUUCACCGGCCCACUGUCACACUUUUUCUACAGCUGGUUGGACCGUGUCACGAAUGAUUCGCGCUUCAAGAAGCUGCUGAUGGUGCUGGGCGAACGAGCACUAUUCGCGCCCAUAAUUACCGCACUCUCGCUCUAUUUCAUUUCUCGUUUCGAGUGCAAGAGUCAUGAGGAUGCGCUGUCCAACCUGUUCAUGCUUUACCGUAGUGUCCUGCGGGGUAACUGGAAGUUCCUAACGCUGCCAGUGCUCAUCAACUUCAACUACGUUCCACCAAUGCUGCGCGUGCUGUUUGCCAACAUCAUCGGAUUUUGCUGGAUCGUGUUUUUGUCAGCCAAGCGAAGGAAAGCCGAACAACGCCGUCAACAGCAGAGCGCGGAUAAGAGCAAGUCUUCCUGAUAACUUGUUUUUAAUGACGAACUAUUGAAAUAUGGAAAAAGCAUUGGAAUAGCGAGCACACUAAGCACGUUACGAACAAAAAUGUCCUUUUCCAUUGCAUUUGAGUGCAUUUCAACUGGACAUCCAGUGCAUGAGACAACAUAUAUAUCCUUUUUAAUAAAAGUUAAGCGGGAUUGGUAGAAAAGGGUCUAAGGCGUGUUUCAACGUUUAAAGCAUGUUUGGUAAAUUGUAUUGCUUCAUAAAUAAGUCAAAAAUAAAGACUGCAAACCGCUUCGAUUUGUUGGGUAUUU